Molecule: messenger RNA, 7749 nt
Organism: Heterocephalus glaber (naked mole-rat)
Lineage: Eukaryota; Metazoa; Chordata; Mammalia; Rodentia; Bathyergidae
Source: RefSeq, a predicted model, not a curated record
AUGAUGCCCCAGAAGAAGAAGAAGAGGAAGAAAGACAUCGACUUUCUUGGCCUAUAUGAGGAGGAGCUGCUGAACUAUGCCUCAGAGAAUGAUGAGGACGAACUGCAGCACGAGUACUAUAAGGCCAAGGUGUACGAGGUGGUCACAGCCACCGGGGAUGUUCGUGGUGCAGGGACAGAUGCCAAUGUCUUCAUCACAAUUUUUGGAGAGAAUGGGCUGUCUCCUAAGCUCCAUCUUACCAGCAAGAGUGAGUCUGCCUUUGAGAAAGCUAAUGUCGAUGUGUUCCGGGUAAGAACAAACAACGUGGGCCUCAUCUAUAAAAUCAGGAUUGAGCAUGACAACACAGGCUUGAAUGCCAGCUGGUACCUGGACCGUGUGAUUGUGGCUGACAUGAAGAGGCCUCAUCUCCGUUACUACUUCAACUGCACCAACUGGCUGAGCAAGACAGAAGGUGAUCGCCAAUGGUGCCGUGACCUGCUGGCCAGCUUCAACCCUAUGGACAUGCCCAGAGGUAACAAGUAUGAAAUCAAGGUGUAUACCGGUGACAUAAUUGGUGCAGGGACAGAUGCUGAUGUCUUCAUCAAUAUCUUUGGAGAAUAUGGAGACACAGGGGAGCGUAGGCUGGAAAAUGAAAAGGACAAUUUUGAAAAGGGAGCUGAAGACAAGUUUAUGCUGGAUGCCCCAGAUUUGGGGCAGCUGAUCAAGAUCAAUGUGGGCCACAACAACAAAGGAGGGUCUGCUGGUUGGUUCCUGUCAAAGAUUGUCAUCGAAGAUAUUGGGAACAAAAGGAAAUAUGACUUCCCCCUGAAUCGCUGGCUCGCCUUGGAUGAAGAUGAUGGAAAAAUCCAAAGGGAUAUCUUAGUGGGUGGAGCUGAGACCACAGCUAUUACCUAUAUUGUCACUGUCUUCACUGGGGAUAUGCGAGGAGCUGGGAGCAAAUCCAAAAUCUACUUGGUUAUGUAUGGAGCCAGAGGGAAAAAGAACAGUGGGAAGAUCUUCCUGGAGGGUGGUGUGUUUGAUCAAGGCCGCACGGACAUCUUCCACAUCGAGCUGGCUGUCCUCCUCAGCCCUCUGAGUCGAGUCUCCAUUGGGCAUGGUAACGUGGGUGUUAACAGAGGCUGGUACUGUGAGAAGGUGGUGAUUCUAUGCCCCUUCACUGGCAUUCAGCAGACCUUCCCCUGCAGCAACUGGCUGGAUGAGAAGAAAAUGGAUGGGCUGAUCGAGAGGCAGCUCUAUGAGAUGGUAUCUCUGAGGAAGAAGCGGCUGAAAAAAUUUCCUUGGUCUCUGUGGGUCUGGACGACUGACCUGAAGAAAGCUGGUACUAACUCUCCCAUCUUCAUCCAGAUUUAUGGGCAGAAGGGUCGGACAGAUGAGAUUCUCCUGAAUCCCAACAACAAGUGGUUCAAACCAGGCGUAAUCGAGAAGUUCAGGAUUGAGCUCCCAGAUCUGGGCAGAUUUUAUAAGAUUCGAGCAUGGCAUGAUAGAAGGAAUCCUGGUUCUGGAUGGCAUUUAGAAAGGAUGACCCUGAUGAACACCCUGAAUAAGGACAAAUAUAACUUCAAUUGCAACCGCUGGCUGGAUGCCAAUGAGGAUGACAAUGAGAUCGUGAGGGAAAUGACUGCAGAGGGCCCAACAGUGCGGAGGAUAAUGAGCAUGGCCAGGUACCGUGUGACUGUGUGCACAGGGGAACUUGAAGGUGCAGAAACUGAUGCCAACGUCUAUCUCUGCCUUUAUGGUGACGUGGGGGAUACAGGGGAGCGGCUGCUCUACAACUGCAGGAAUAACACUGACCUGUUUGAGAAGGGCAAUGCAGAUGAGUUCACCAUCGAGUGUGUCACCCUGAGGAAGGUGCGGCGGGUGAGGAUCAGACACGAUGGCAAAGGCUCACGCAGUGGCUGGUACCUGGACCGGGUGCUAGUGAGAGAGGAGGGACAGCCAGAGAGUGACAACGUGGAGUUCCCGUGUCUCAGGUGGCUGGACAAGGACAAGGAUGAUGGGCAGCUGGUCCGAGAGCUGCUGCCCAGUGACAGCAACGCUACACUGAAGAACUUCCGCUAUCAUAUCAGUGUGAAGACUUCGGAUAUUCCUGGGGCCAGCACGGAUUCUCGGGUCUACCUUAAGCUCUAUGGGGAUAAAUCCGACACCAUCAAGCAAAUUCUUCUUGUCUCUGACAACAACCUCAAGGACUAUUUUGAAUGUGGCCGGGUGGAUGAGUUCACCCUUGAGACCCUGAACAUUGGAACUAUCAACCGGCUGAUGAUUGGGCAUGACAGCACGGGCCUGCAUGCAAGCUGGUUCCUGGGCAGUGUCCAGAUUCGAGUGCCCCGCCAAGGCAAACAGUACACCUUCCCUGCAAACCGCUGGCUGGACAAGAACCAGGCUGAUGGGCGCCUGGAGGUGGAGCUCUACCCCAGCGAGGUUGUGGAGAUCCAGAAAUUGGUCCACUAUGAGACUGAGAUUUGGACAGGGGAUGUGGGUGGUGCAGGCACCACUGCCAGAGUCUACAUGCAGAUCUAUGGUGAGAAAGGCAAGACUGAAGUGUUCUUCCUCUCCAGCCGCGCAAAAGUGUUUGAUCGGGCAUCCAAGGAUGUGUUCCAGCUGGAGGCGGCAGACGUGGGCGAAAUCUACAAGAUCCGUCUGGGGCACACAGGUGAGGGCUUUGGGCCCAGCUGGUUUGUGGACAUGGUGUGGCUGCGGCACCUGGUGGUGCAGGAAAAGGACCUGACGCCCGAGGAAGAGGCUCAGAGGAAGAAGGAAAAGGACAAGCUCCAGCAGCUGCUCAAGAAGGAGCAGCUGAAGGCCAAGCUGCAGAGGAAAAAGAAGAAGAAGAAGGGCAGUGAUGAGGAGGAUGAGGGUGAGGAAGAAGAGUCCUCAUCAGAGGAGUCCUCAUCUGAAGAGGAGGAAGAGGAAGAGACUGAGGAGGAGGAGGAAGAGGAGGAGUUUGGGCCAGGCAUGCAGGAGGCGAUUGAGCAGUACAAGUUUGAAGUCCAUCGCUGGCUGGCCCGAGGCAAGGAGGACAAUGAGCUUGUGGUGGAGCUGGUGCCAGCAGGCCGGCCGGGUCCUGAGCCCAACACCUAUGAGGUCCAGGUGAUCACAGGGAAUGUGCCCAAGGCUGGCACUGAUGCCAACGUCUAUCUGACAAUCUACGGUGAGGAGUAUGGAGACACAGGCGAGCGGCCCCUGAAGAAGUCGGACAAGUCCAACAAGUUUGAGCAGGGGCAGACAGACACCUUCACCAUCUAUGCCAUUGACCUGGGGGCUCUGACCAAGAUACGGAUUCGGCAUGACAACGCAGGCAACAGACCAGGGUGGUUCCUGGACAGAAUAGACAUCACUGACAUGAACAGUGAGACCACGUAUUACUUCCCAUGCCAACGCUGGCUGGCAGUGGAAGAAGAUGACGGCCAGCUGUCCAGGGAGCUGUUGCCAGUGGACGAGUCCUAUAUAUUUCCCAGCAAGAAUGAAGAGGGUGGGGGACAUGGUGGCAAUAAUCCCCUUGACAACCUGGCCCUGGAGCAAAAAGAUAAAUCGACCACAUUCUCAGUGACCAUAAAGACUGGGAACAAGAAGAAUGCAGGCACAGAUGCCAACGUCUUCAUCACGCUCUUUGGCAUGCAAGAUGACAAUGGAAUAACCCUCAUGAAGUCCUCCAAGACAAACAGUGACAAGUUUGAGAGGGACAGCAUUGAAAUCUUCACAGUGGAGACGGUGGACCUGGGGGACCUGUGGAAAGUCAGGAUCGGCCAUGACAACACAGGCAAAGCCCCAGGCUGGUUUGUAGACUGGGUAGAGGUGGAUGCCCCAUCUCUUGGAAAGUGCAUGACAUUUCCCUGUGGCCGCUGGCUGGCCAAGAAUGAAGAUGAUGGGGCCAUCGUCAGGGACCUCUUCCACGCGGAGCUUCAGACAAGGCGGUACACACCAUUUGUCCCGUACGAGAUCACCCUCUACACCAGUGAUGUCUUUGGUGCUGGAACAGAUGCCAACAUCUUCAUCAUCAUCUAUGGCUGCGAUGCUGUGUGCACUCGGGAGAAGUUCCUGUGCACCAACAAGAGGGAACAGAAGCUGUUCUUUGAGAGAAAGUCUGCCUCCCGCUUCAUUGUGGAGUUAGAAGAUGUGGGAGAAAUCAUUGAAAAAAUUCGGAUUGGCCAUGACAAUAUGGGCAUAAAUCCUGGGUGGCACUGCUCUCAUGUGGACAUCCGCAGGCUCCUUCCAGACAAAGAUGGUACGGAGACCUUGACUUUUCCAUGUGAUCGAUGGCUUGCCGCCUCUGAGGAUGACAAGAAGACCAUUCGAGAACUGGUCCCUUAUGACAUCUUCACUGAGAAAUACAUGAAAGAUGGGUCCUUACGGCAAGUCUACAAAGAAGUGGAGGAGCCUCUAGACAUCGUGCUGUACUCGGUGCAGAUCUUCACAGGGAACAUUCCUGGGGCAGGCACAGAUGCCAAGGUCUACAUCACCAUCUACGGGGACCUCGGGGACACUGGGGAGCGGUACCUUGGCAAGUCUGAGAACCGCACCAACAAGUUCGAGAGAGGAACGGCUGACACCUUCAUAAUCGAGGCUGCUGACCUGGGUGUCAUUUACAAGAUCAAGCUCCGCCAUGACAAUACCAAGUGGUAUGCAGACUGGUAUGUGGAGAAGGUGGAGAUCUGGAAUGACACCAACGAGGAUGAGUUCCUAUUCCUGUGUGGGCGUUGGUUGUCCCUGAAGAAAGAGGAUGGGCGGUUGGAGAGGCUCUUUUAUGAGAAGGAGUACACUGGAGACCGCAGUAGCAACUGCAGCAGCCCCGCUGACUUCUGGGAGAUCGCUCUAAGUUCCAAGAUGGCUGACGUGGACAUUGACACAGUGACAGGGCCCAUGGUCGACUAUGUUCAAGAGGGCCCAGUUAUUCCCUACUAUGUAUCUGUCACCACUGGGAAGCACAAGGAUGCAGCCACGGACAGCCGGGCCUACGUCAUACUGAUUGGGGAGGAGGAUGAGAGCACCAACCGCAUCUGGCUGGACUACCCCCAGGGGAAGAAGGGCUUUGCCUGCAGCUCUGUGGAGGAGUUCUACGUUGGAGGCUUGGACGUGGGUGUCAUCAAGAAAAUAGAGGUGCUUUAUGAAAUGACAGUGUGGACGGGUGAUGUGGUCGGCGGGGGCACUGACUGCAGGAUCUUUAUGACCCUCUAUGGCAUCAACGGGAGCACAGAAGAGGUACAGCUGGACAAGAAGAAGGCCAGGUUUGAGCGGGAGCAGAAUGACACCUUCAUCGUGGAGAUACUGGACAUCGCUCCAUUCACCAAGAUGCGGAUCCGCAUCGACGGCCUGGGCAGCCGGCCCGAGUGGUUCCUGGAGAGGAUCCUGCUGAAGAACAUGAGCACCGGAGACCUGACCAUGUUCUACUAUGGAGACUGGUUGUCACAGCGGAAGGGCAAGAAGACACUGGUGUGUGAGAUGUGUGCCGUCAUUGACGAGGAGGAGAUGAUGGAGUGGACAUCCUAUACUGUCACAGUGAAGACCAGCAAUGUCCUGGGAGCAGGCACCGAUGCCAACGUGUUCAUCAUCAUCUUUGGAGAGAACGGGGACAGCGGGACCUUGGCCCUGAAGCAAUCAGCCAACUGGAACAAGUUUGAGCGGAACAACACGGACACAUUCAAUUUCUCUGACAUGCUGAGCCUAGGCCACCUCUGCAAGCUGAGGAUCUGGCAUGACAACAAAGGGAUAUUUCCUGGCUGGCACCUGAGCUAUGUUGAUGUGAAGGACAACUCCCGAGAUGAGACCUUCCGCUUCCAGUGUGAUCGCUGGCUGUCCAAGAGUGAAGGUGACAGGCAGACAGUUCGUGACAUUGCAUGUGCCAACAAUGAGAUCCGAGAAGAGCUGGAGGAGACCACCUACGAGAUUGUCAUAGAAACAGGCAACGAGGGUGAAACCAGGGAAAACGUCUGGCUCAUCCUGGAGGGAAGGAAGAGUCGAUCCAAAGAGUUUCUCGUGGAAAAUUCUUCCAGACAGCGAGCCUUUAGAAAAGGGACCACAGACACAUUUGAGUUUGACAGCAUCUACUUAGGGGACAUUGCCUCCAUCUGCGUGGGACACCUGGCCAGGGAGGACCGGUUCAUCCCCAAGAGAGAGCUGGUGUGGCACGUCAAGACCAUCACCAUCACUGAGAUGGAGUACAACAAUGUGUACUUCUUUAACUGCAACUGCCUCAUUCCCCUCAAGAGGAAGAGGAAGUACUUCAAGGUGUUUGAGGUUACCAAGACAACAGAGAGCUUCACCAGCAAGAUCCAGAGCCUGGUGCCUGUCAAGUAUGAGGUCAUUGUGACAACGGGCUAUGAGCCAGGGGCGGGCACUGAUGCCAACGUCUUUGUGACCAUCUUUGGGGCCAAUGGGGACACAGGCAAACGGGAGCUGAAGCAGAAAAUGUGCAACCUCUUUGAGCGGGGUAGCACUGACCGCUUCUUCCUGGAGACGCUGGAGCUAGGCGAGCUGCGCAAAGUGCGACUGGAACAUGAUGGCAGUGGCUACUACUCAGGCUGGCUGGUGGACAAGGUGGAGGUCACCAAUACCAGCAGCGGGGUGGCCACUAUCUUCAGCUGUGGCAGGUGGCUGGACAAGUCCAGGGGGGAUGGGCUUACCUGGAGAGACCUCUUCCCUUCUGUGUGAGAGGCAGGGGCUUGGCCACACCUACCUGCCUGCACCUUGGUGUUCAGCAUCCCUUUCCUGAGACUUCCACAGGCAGGGACCAGGGGCCAGCAGUCUACUGAGAACUUCAUGACCCUUCAGAGGCAACUACCCGUGUAGGUGAUUAUCUGUGGAGUUCUGCUCCCAAUCUGUUGAACCUACAGAAAUCAUAAUCAGCAUGUGUCAUAAUCUGUGAUUACUCAAAAAUAUCUUGUUGCAUUUCCUUUUCCUACAACAGUGAUGACCAGGCUGUGAUUUGCUGCAGGGUGUGGAUGGAAAAUUGGGGCUUCACCCAGGGGAGAGAAGUGGGGAAGGAGAGGCCAUCAAAAUGGUAUAUUUUAAGCAAAACCUAAUUAACACUUUUUUCCCAAAAAGCUGGGCUAAUUAAAUUAUUAUCAACCAUACCCCACAAAGAACUCAUUGUAGCAUCUGCUCACUAAGAAAUGUAUGCUUUUCCCUUGAGUCAAUAAAUCCAGUGGUAAAUGGAGAAAAAUAUCAGAAGGAAGGGUUUUGGGAGAUUUAUGAGCCUGUUGGAAGUAGGUAAUUUUUCCUGCCCCUGUACAGAGAACACAUGGGCAAGGAGCUGCUGGUUAGCCCAGUCUAUGGUAACACAGUUGGGACAGGAACAAGGUGAUGGGAGUGGCACCUAGAGCAGCCCAGUCACUGCUACCAUGAGCUGGGAGGGCUAGUUAACCCAUGAUGCCUGUGGCUCUCAGAGGGCAGGUUUGAGCUGAGAGCACAGGGGAUCAGGGACAAAACAAAGACAUGAUCUCUGUCCUCAUAAAGGACCAGGACCUUGAUGGAGAGACAACAGGAGAAAUACAUACUUGUUCCUGCACAAGGAUACACACACAUGCACAUACACAUAUGCACCCGCAUUCAUAAAUACGCAGAUGGACACAUGUGCACACAUAUUCUCCCUGGUCAACAGUCAGACUCGGGCAAAACUCAGGCAGAGCUCAGUUCCUGACUUCUGAUUUCCUGGAGGCAGCAGGGCAGUAGGAAGGAGAGCAAUGUGGGAAGUCUCCCUCCAGAAAGGCACCAAUUCCAGCUUCUGCAGCCCUGCCAUGUCAGCUGGGCCCUCUA